Messenger RNA from Colletotrichum costaricense, 1659 nucleotides. RefSeq lists its product as uncharacterized. Bases 1 to 1659 code for a protein of 552 amino acids. The transcript has 2 exons. The record is from RefSeq and is a predicted model, not a curated record. NCBI's taxonomy places the organism in Eukaryota, Fungi, Ascomycota, Sordariomycetes, Glomerellales, Glomerellaceae.
AUGUCAUCCAAAGAGACGAAGCAUUGUUCUGAGCCUAGACCGCUAGAUAAGACUGCAGCUUUCCAGUAUCAGCCCUUGGACGAAGCAAUCGACUGCACACGAUUCUUGAGGAUCCACCCUGCAAGAAAUGACCAGGACCCUAUCAGCUGCGAUUUGGUGCACAUUGCAUUCGUCGCGAGACCAAGCUAUGAAGCUCUGUCGUACAGAUGGGGCGGAGAGGCUUUUACACAGUCCAUCAUGCUUAACGGCCUUGCCUUAUCCGUGGGCAAGAAUCUCCACGAUGCCCUCUCUUAUCUUCGAAACCAAGGCAACUUUGGACUUCUUUGGGUUGACGCAAUCUGUAUUGACCAAGGAAACGUACAGGAGCGUAAUAGACAGGUCUCCAUUAUGAGCCAUAUAUACUUCAGAGCAGACACGGUCGUGAUAUGGCUUGGAAGCUCUUAUUCGAAAUACGAGGGAAACAUGAGACCUCUGACUUCGCGCGUGACUCCUGACGACAUCUUCCUGGACGGCGCCUUGCGCUCUUCCACCACUCCCGAAUCCUGUGACGAAACACAUACAGCAAACCUGGAUCUUCAGCGCAAGAUGAUGCUUGAGUUGGCAAAAGACGAGUAUUGGAAGAGAGUCUGGAUCAUCCAAGAGAUUGGGCUUGCUCAGAAGAGGCGCGUCUGCUUCGGUACUACAGCCAUGUACUGGAAAGACUUUAUUAUGAUGAUGGCUCUGCACCAAAUUCCUUCCGAAGGACCUAUGCUGCUGGAUGAGCUAAUUGAUGAGAGAUUCAAAGGCUCCCACAGGCUCAAGAGACUCCUCUCACAACACAAACACGCCCUCUGCAAGGACCCUAGGGACAAAAUUUAUGGAUUGAUCGGCCUCGCGGUGGAUGGCCACGGCUUUCCGAGAAUUGAUUACGAUAAAUCGCUAUUUCAAAUCUGGACAGACACUAUGGAGUUCAUGAACAGCCAUCAAAUGUUCGAGGAAGAGAAAGAGGAUAACAUUAUCGAAUACGGAAAGUUGGUGAAAUUUCUGCUUAUGGGAGUGGAAAGUACGCCCCUUCAAGAAGUGCUACGACCAUACACAACAAAAGGCGAAAUUUCAUUCGACGCAAACGCCGAAGAAUCCAGAGCCUUCAGCAUAAUGGGGUCGUUGAUUGGUUGCAUCCAGUCUAUUGGGCCUUCGGCGAAAGAUGUCGCCGGUAAACUGAGCGAAGUUGAUGCAUGGUCUUUCAGAGUGCAAGCCAACUACCAGCAUGAUCUUGGCUCUGCCUUUGCGCAAAGCAACAACCUUCUAAGAACCAUCUUGAGCAAGACAGAAGCAGAACUUUACACUGGCUAUUGGAGAACAUCUUCGACGCGAUGGAAGAUGGGGGUUGCUCCAGGCCAAGCAGCACGGGGUGAUCUUAUUUUCUGGGUCCAGGGCACCAAAACGGCACUGCUCGUCAGACCAACAGAGUUUUCCACACUUGGGAGAUCUAAGAUCAGCUGCACGGACUAUAGCGCAAGACUUCAAGUAGUAGGCACCGCAAUGGUUGCUGAAGACAUUGCAGACCCAAGUAUUGAUCAUCCUGCACGGUUAGACGAGUUGAAACAAGAGGGGCCGGGUCGGAGAUUGGAAUUGAAGCUGGAUGCUCCAACGGUCUACAUCAUCUUACCAAGCGCUUAG